AUGUCAACGGCUGCACCAAUUAUGCGUUUUUCAACCAGUCGGCGUAACCACAACCUUAAGCGCCACCGGAGGACUGACAUAUAGCUGGUAUCCGAACGGCCCGGUGGGGACAAUGACUCAUACGCUUGCUACGUCUCCGACAGUAACGACCACCUACACCGUGGAAGGAACGGAUGCGAACGGAUGUAAAAAUUACGCUACCACCAGCACCACGGUGCAUCCCCUUCCUGUCAUCCAGGUGUCGCCGGCAGGCGUCGCUCUAUGCACCGGAGAUACGAGGACUUUAACCGCCAGCGGAGGCAUCGUUUACGACUGGUAUCCUGA
Molecule: messenger RNA, 324 nt
Organism: Stylonychia lemnae
Lineage: Eukaryota; Ciliophora; Spirotrichea; Sporadotrichida; Oxytrichidae
Source: the annotation of a GenBank genome assembly